AUGUCAUUCCUUCAAGUAGACGAAAACCAAAUUCCGAGCUUUAUGAAUGAAAGCAAAAAACGUCAGUCUUGUCCUGCUCAAAUUUCUGAACUGUCUCAUAGAUCCUUUGGAAAAUCCUCAUAAAUUUUAGGGGACACUACAAAUAUGAGAAGAAGUUUUGUAGAAAGUACUUCAAAAAGUUCAUUUUUAAGUGAGAAGAAACUUUCAGCAAGUUCACACUUAUCUGAGCGUGAAUAAGCCAAAUCAGAAAUCAGAUUUUCCAACAAAAAUGAUAAACUAGAAGAAUCUUAACUUAAAAAGAGUAGUUUGAGCAAAUAAGAUUAUUCUAUCAUCGAAGAAGAUUCUUUGUCUUAGAGAAGUGGUAUUCUAAGUAAAGAAAGCUCAGUUAGCAAAAGAUUAAGUACAAGUAGCAUUAAGGAAGAACUAAAUGCAAGUAGUUAAAAAAGCGAAUAAGCAUCUAAUGAAUAGAUAAGUAAAACAAGCUUUUUACCUCAAAACAAACAAUCAAGCAGUCCUCUCAAGAAAAUAAUACUUUUUGUCUUUAUUUGUUUUGUUUGCUUUUUAGCAGUAGCUUCUGCAAAAAUUUUUAUUUUCAAAGUUUAAGGAUAGACAAACUCACUUAAUAAUAGUGAAGAGAUCUUCGUUAAGAAUAAAUAUUUUGGUGAAUUGACAAGUGAAAAAUAACCAACUGAGCUACAGAAUUAAAUGUAAAUUUAACAAAAUGGUAAAGAUGAAAUAUAAGAAGUAGUUGGAGAGGAAGCUUAAGAGCAAACAUAGAUAGAUUUAGAAUUAAAAUAAUAAAACGUAUAUAAUACUAAAUACUCAGACCAAAAUAUUUCAUAAUUGAGUAUGUCAAAGUAAGAAAUGCUCAUACAAGAGGAAUCAUAGCUAUUCUUUAAUAACUUGGUCAAGGUAGUACAAACUGAACGCAGAAUUCCUUACUAAUAAUUUGAAGAAUACUUAUUAGAUAGAUGCACUCCUGCUAUUUUUGACAAAGUAAAAGAAAGAAUCCAAAUUCUUGUUGAUGAAAGUGUUAGCAUAAAAGAAGAGCUAGACAUCUCAAAUGGCUCACGCUUCUAUGUUAGUCUUGAAAAGAAUUGA
Molecule: messenger RNA, 1101 nt
Organism: Tetrahymena thermophila SB210
Lineage: Eukaryota; Ciliophora; Oligohymenophorea; Hymenostomatida; Tetrahymenidae
Product: transmembrane protein, putative
Exons: 3
Source: RefSeq, a predicted model, not a curated record